CUCAUUGGCUGCUGCCGGCUCUUUUGUAAAAACGUCCUGUGAUUUGAGGAGGAGGGAAAGUUCAAACCUUUAGCAACAGAAACGGUAAACAAAAAAAAAAAAAUAAAAUCAGCUAGCAGCUAGCUACAAUGAUCAGACAAGCGAAGGGUAAAACCCCCCGCAGGCCUCCUCCAAAAAAGCCUUCCAGCAACCAGAAAGACCCAGUUGGGGUGUACUGCCGUGUACGUCCUCUGGGUGUGGAGGAUGAAGAGUGCUGCAUUGAGGUGAUCAGCAGCAGUACCAUGCAGCUGCAUGCCCCUGAAGGCUUCAAAACAAACCGCAAUGGGGAGUAUAAAGAGACACAGUAUUCCUUCAAAAAAGUCUUUGGGGUUUCAGUAUCUCAGAUGGAGCUGUUUGAGUAUGUGGCCAAACCUUUUGUUGAUGACCUCAUCCAUGGGAAAAAUGGCCUGCUCUUCACUUACGGUGUGACUGGAAGUGGAAAGACGUUCACCAUGACUGGCUCUCCAGGCCAGGGUGGACUUCUACCUCGAUCCCUCGACAUGAUUUUCAACAGUAUAGGCCCCUACCAGGCCAAAAGAUAUGUUUUUAAGACAGAUGAUAAAAAUGGUAUGGAGGUCCAGAGUGAAGUCGACGCUUUGUUGGAGCGCCAAAGGCGGGAAAACAACUUGCCUGUUCCUAAAACGACCUCUUCAAGACAAAAGCCUGAUCCGGAAAUUGCUGACAUGAUUAAGCCAGAGGAGGCUUACAAAGCAGAUGGUGUGGAUGAGGACAGCAGCUACAGCAUCUUCGUCUCCUACAUAGAAAUCUACAACAACUACAUCUAUGAUCUCCUGGAGGAAACUCAGGAAGAAGCAAUCAAACCAAAGUGGAAUGGUGGAGGCACACCUGUGCGCCAGAACACUGAGUUCAUACCACCUCAGUCUAAAAUCCUCAGAGAGGAUCAGAAUCACAACAUGUAUGUGGCUGGUUGUAUGGAAGUCGAAGUCAAGUCUGCUGAGGAGGCAUUUCAGGUAUUCUGGAGAGGUCAGAAGAAGAGGAAGAUUGCAAACACCCGGCUGAACAGAGAGUCCAGCCGCUCCCACGGUGUGUUCAUUAUUAAACUGGCUCAGGCUCCUCUUGAUGCAGAUGGCGACGACAUUCUCCAGGAUAAGAGCCAGGUGAACGUCAGUCAGCUAUGCUUGGUGGACUUGGCAGGAAGUGAGCGCACUGGUAGGACGGGGGCAGAAGGCACUCGUAUACGUGAAGCAGGUAACAUUAAUCAGUCUUUGCUGAAUCUGCGGACGUGCAUUGAGAUACUUCGAGAGAACCAGAUGUGUGGCACAAACAAGAUGGUCCCCUACAGAGAUUCUAAAGUAACCCAUCUGUUCAAGAACUACUUUGAUGGAGAGGGAAAAGUCAGAAUGGUCGUUUGUGUCAAUCCUAAGGCUGAUGACUACGAGGAAACCUUGCUGGUGAUGCGGUUUGCAGAGAUGACUCAGGAGGUGGAGGUAGCUCGGCCAAUGGACAGGCCCAUCUGUGGCUUCACUCCAGGCCGCCGUAAUAGACACCACGCCUUUAAAGAGGAACUUUCUCGCAAGCUGGAGGAGCUCGGCGGUCCAAUAGACGGGGACGUGCCCUCUGCUAUAAACCACCUGGUGAACAGCCUCCCACCUCUGCCCUCCUCUGAGCUGAACGACCCUCACGAUGACAUCACCCUGCCCAGGCUGAUUGAAGCUCUGCAGAAUAGACACAGGAUCAGGCAGAUGAUGAUUGAGGAAUACAACAAAGCAGCCAACACGAUGAAGUGUAUGCUGCAGGAACUGGACAACAACCUCAUUUCCAAGGAAAACUUUAUUCAUGAACAAAAUGGCAAACUGGUACAGAGAGACAAACUCAUCCAGACCAACAAAGCAGAGAUUGAAAGCUUGGAGAAGAGAACCAAGAUGCAAGAACACAAGAUUGAAAUUCUGCAGAAAACAACUAAAAUCUAUGAGGGUGACAAGCGUUCAUUGCAGCAGGAGCUGGAGACCAGAGACCAGAGGCUGCAGAGGGAGCUGUCUGAGAAGAGACGCAUGGAGCAGCGCAUGCACGGUGUGGUCUCAGACACCCAGUUUAAGUGGGAGAAAGAAUGUGAGAGACGUGUUAAUGCAAAGCAGCUGGAGAUGCAGAACAAGCUCUGGGUGAAAGACGAGAAGCUGAAGCAGCUCAAGGCCAUCGUGUCGGAGAGCAAGACAGGUCGUCCUGAUCCUCCUUCGCGGCAGACGCAGCCUCAGCCUCGGCCUCAGCCUCAGCGGCCUUCCAGAGAGGACCGCCUUCCUGCAAAGAGAUCGGCCUCACCCUCACCUGUCCCUUCUUGCCACUCUGCUCCCCACUUCCCUGUUGAUUCUCCCCAUGUCAGCCCAGAGCCAGAACCAGGGUCACAGCCAUUCAGUGCCACUACAGAUGAGGAGGUUCAGACGAACCCUAGGCCCACCUAUCCCAUCUCAAGUGCCAGUAGCUCUUUGUCUGUGGCUAGCUACGUCUCCACAUGGGAGCAGCGGGCAGCUCAGGACGGCAGGCAGGGUUGCUUUUCACCUAGUACACCCUCAAGGACACAGUCCCCAGCAGCCCCUUCAGCCAGCCGGGCCAGGAGGAGAGCUCUGUGUUGGGCUAGAGAGGAGGAAGAAGUUUGCUCCCCAUCCCCUACAUUUCAUCUAGACUUAAUUGAGAGAAGCUACAGGACAGCGACACCGGUACGCCCGCUGCACCGUCGUUCCCGGUCAGCCGGCGGGGAGAAGUGGGUGGACCACAAGCCCUCCUCCAACCUGGACUUGGGUACAGUUUUGCAGCCAGUGAUCCCCAAUGCUAUCCAGGUGUCUGCACCCAGCGAGAAGGCCCUGUCGAAGUGUGACAGAUAUGUGUUAACGCACCAGGAGGUCGCCUCUGAUGGUGAGAUCCAGACCAAACUUAUUAAGGGUGAGGUGAUUAAAACCAGGGGAGGAGGACAAGCUGUCCAAUUCACUGACAUCGAGACUCUAAAACAGGAGCUCACCACAGUCCCAAGCCGCAAGAGGAAAUCUUCAGAAGGCGCUCCAGCCAACGGAGAUCGAACAGAUGGAGCUUGGACUGACGUGGAGACGAGGUGCUCUGUGGCUGUGGAGAUGAGGGCUGGAUCAAACAUGGGUCCUGGUUUUGAGCAUCACGGGAUCACCAAGCGCAGAAAACCCUAAAAGCAGUCGACAGCUGCUCCAGUGAUCACUCCCCUCAUCACUUUCCUCACCUGGCUGUUGUGCAAUAGUCUAACUUUUUCUACUUAGCUCUAGUGAUAAUAUUUAAACAUUUUCCAUGCCUUUUUAUAUAUGCAAAAGUGUAUAUACAUGGGUCACCAAAGCCAUUUUGUAUAAUAUUUUAUAUGUUGUAUUUGAACCAACAGAAAACACGUGUGUCUUGAUUUAGUCGAGGAUGGUGGCAAAUAUUUAGUUAUUAUAGCCGAAAAGAAUCUUUGCACAUUUUGUGUAACAUAGUCACAUUUGUUACAUGGCAUAUGAGGAGUCAUUGUGAAGCUGCACUGAUACUGAUUUUUUUUUUUAUUAUUAUUAUUUUUGUCCACGACAUGCUGUUUCUGACUCUUGUUUGGUGAAUUAUAUUGAGCUUCAAGUAGAGAAAAAUCCAGCUUGUGAUUUUCUUUCUUUUAUAUAUAAAACUGAGCUCCUCUGCCUUCACUGUACUUGCAGGAAUAAAAUUCCUUUAAACAC
Molecule: messenger RNA, 3713 nt
Organism: Xiphias gladius (swordfish)
Lineage: Eukaryota; Metazoa; Chordata; Actinopteri; Istiophoriformes; Xiphiidae
Gene: kif23
Product: kinesin family member 23
Exons: 24
Coding region: 129-3188 (1019 amino acids)
Biological process (GO): microtubule-based movement
Cellular component (GO): microtubule; nucleus; kinesin complex
Molecular function (GO): ATP hydrolysis activity; microtubule binding; ATP binding
Source: RefSeq, a predicted model, not a curated record